AUGGAGCGUUCAUUAGCAGAUAUACUUAGAGAAGAAUGUCAUAUCGGUCACAAAGGAGAUGGUGGUUGGAAAACAGUUGCUUAUAACACCGAUGCUGCCAUAUUGUCUGCACAAUUUGAUAUUGAAGUAAGUGUUGAUAACAUAAGAAAUCGUGUUAAAACCUGGAGAAGGUUUUAUGGUAUAGUCAGUGAUAUAUUAAGUCAGAGUGGAUUCAAUUGGGAUGCAACAAAGAAGAUGAUCAGUGUAGAUGAAGACAAUGUUUGGGAUGAGUACGUGAAGUCUCAUGAAGAUGCUAGAACUUUUCGAUUUAAAGUGAUUGCAAACUGGGAUGAUAUAGUGGAUUUAUGUGGCAAAGAUAGAGCUACUAGAGAGGGUGCUAAAACAUGUGCAAAAGCUCCUGAGGUUAUGACUCCUGAGAGUGAUCCCAAUAUUAUUGUUGAUUUGGAAAGUGAUACUCAAGGUUUUGAGAGUUGUCAGGAAAUGUCUGGUUGCUAUUAA
Prunus avium (sweet cherry) is the source of this 498-nucleotide messenger RNA. NCBI's taxonomy places the organism in Eukaryota, Viridiplantae, Streptophyta, Magnoliopsida, Rosales, Rosaceae. The record is from RefSeq and is a predicted model, not a curated record.